UGGAUAUUGGUGUCGACAUUAUGUGGACCUAUACCGAUGGAUUAACAACAGUUACAAUAAUUGCAAAUAAUUUACAAGUUCAACAAUGGAUUGGUUUUGGUUUAUCACUCGAUGAUAAAAUGGGUGAUGAUCAUGUAUUUGUUUGCAAACAUUUAUCCAACAAUACUAUCGAUAUGAAACGUAAAAUCAAUCCAGGUGGCUAUGUAAUUCCACUGGAUGCACCAACAAAUUCAGGUGGAACAUUUACAAUUACAUAA
Molecule: messenger RNA, 257 nt
Organism: Didymodactylos carnosus
Lineage: Eukaryota; Metazoa; Rotifera; Eurotatoria; Philodinida; Philodinidae
Source: the annotation of a GenBank genome assembly